Molecule: messenger RNA, 939 nt
Organism: Bufo bufo (common toad)
Lineage: Eukaryota; Metazoa; Chordata; Amphibia; Anura; Bufonidae
Product: olfactory receptor 1020-like
Exons: 1
Coding region: 1-939 (312 amino acids)
Biological process (GO): sensory perception of smell; G protein-coupled receptor signaling pathway
Cellular component (GO): membrane
Molecular function (GO): odorant binding; G protein-coupled receptor activity; olfactory receptor activity
Source: RefSeq, a predicted model, not a curated record
AUGCAGAGUGGAAACCUCACUUCAGUUACAGAAUUCCUUUUGUUAGGGUUAGUGGAUGAUCCUAAAUGGAACCUUCUACUUUUCUGCACCUUUUUGGCAAUCUACAUCGUGACUGCAUUUGUUAAUAUGUGCAUGAUCAUUUUAAUUUGCUUCUCUUCCAAACUCAAGAAUCCAAUGUACUUUUUCCUUGGUCACUUGUCUUUUUCAGACCUAUGCUAUUCUUCUGUAAUAACUCCAAAGCUACUGCAUAACUUGUUCUCCAAUCAGAUGUCUAUAUCCUACAAAGGUUGUGCCACACAGCUCUUCUUUUUUGCUUUGUUUGUGGGUGCGGAAUGUUUCCUCGUUACUGUUAUGGCCUAUGACCGAUAUGUGGCCAUUUGUAACCCAUUACAAUACAUAAUUAUUAUGAGCAGAUAUUUUAGGAUGCGGUUGGUUGGGGUUGCCUAUACUGGGGGUUUGCUUACUUCUGUAAUACAUACCAGUUGUACUUUUCACCUGUUCUUCUGUAAUUCAAACAAGGUCAACCAUUUUUUCUGUGACAUUCCUCCGCUCCUUCAGAUUUCCUGCACUGACACAUUUUUGAGUGAACUCUUUACAUUUCUCUUAUCCAGUGUUCUUGGAAGUUUUUCUGCAAUUGUAAUAGUUGUUUCCUAUGCAAAAAUUAUUACUUCCAUUCUGAAAAUCAAAUCUCCAGAGGGAAGACAGAAAUCCUUCUCCACCUGCUCCUCGCACCUCACAGUGGUGGCCUUGUUCUUUGCGACAGCCAUAUUUAUUUAUGCAAGACCUAUCUCCAGUUACUCUAUUGAGAAGGAUAAAGUGAUUUCAUUAGUGUAUACUGUGGUAAUACCAAUGUUAAAUCCAAUCAUUUAUAGUCUAAGGAACGCUCAAGUGAAGGAUGCUUUUAUUACUGCUUUGCAUAAAACAAUUACCUACAAGUAA